Molecule: messenger RNA, 2192 nt
Organism: Magnolia sinica
Lineage: Eukaryota; Viridiplantae; Streptophyta; Magnoliopsida; Magnoliales; Magnoliaceae
Product: calcium-dependent protein kinase 20-like
Exons: 8
Coding region: 296-1885 (529 amino acids)
Biological process (GO): protein autophosphorylation; intracellular signal transduction; peptidyl-serine phosphorylation
Cellular component (GO): cytoplasm; nucleus
Molecular function (GO): calcium-dependent protein serine/threonine kinase activity; calcium ion binding; calmodulin binding
Source: RefSeq, a predicted model, not a curated record
UGUUUUUUUGUUUCAGCAGGAAGAAAAAACGGACAUUUGAAGCUGGAUCUUUGAAGGGUGGUGGUUAUUUCUGCAAAAAAAAAAAAACUCUGUUUUCUUCAUUUUUUUGGCUCUUUCUGCCAUUAAAAGACCGUGAAAUCUCUGGAUUGGGCUUUCUUGGAUUUGGAUUUUCUUCAAAAUCUCUAGCAAAACGUCUUUUUAUUAAUUCUCCUCUCUUCUUUUGGCUGCAAUCUUUUAUUUUCUAGGUUUUUCUCUCUUCAACCAAGAAAAAGAUUGAAGCUUGAAGCUUAGAUCCAUGGGCAAUUGCUGUGGUUCACCCGGCGUCUCUUCAGAGAAAAAGAAAGCUAAGAAGCAGAACCCGUUCUCGAUCGACUACAACGUGACUCAUGGCUCCGGUGGUGGAAAGUUCUCGGUCUUGAAAGAUCCGACUGGCCGAGACAUUGGGACCCGGUAUGAUCUUGGCGGCGAGCUCGGCCGAGGGGAAUUCGGAAUCACGUACCUCUGCACCGAUAAAUCCACAGGCGAGCACCUUGCCUGCAAAUCGAUCUCGAAGAAGAAGCUGAGGACCGCCGUCGACAUUGAGGACGUGCGGAGGGAGGUGGAGAUCAUGAAGCAUUUGCCCAAGCACCCGAACAUCGUGAGCUUGACAGACACCUACGAGGAUGACGAUGCCGUCCAUCUCGUUAUGGAGCUGUGCGAAGGAGGGGAAUUGUUCGAUCGGAUCGUCGCAAGAGGACAUUACACUGAGAGGGCAGCUGCGGCCGUCACCCGCACUAUCGUUGAAGUCGUGCAGAUGUGUCACAAGCACGGGGUAAUGCAUCGGGACCUCAAACCCGAGAACUUCUUGUUUGCGAACAAGAAGGAAUCCUCUCCACUCAAGGCAAUUGAUUUCGGGCUCUCUGUAUUCUUUACACCUGGUGAACGCUUUACGGAGAUAGUCGGCAGUCCUUAUUACAUGGCUCCCGAGGUGCUGAAACGAAAUUAUGGCCAAGAGGUCGAUGUCUGGAGCGCAGGAGUGAUUCUUUACAUCUUACUUUGUGGGGUCCCACCUUUCUGGGCAGAAACUGAACAGGGAGUUGCGCAGGCUAUUAUUCGGUCCGUUAUUGAUUUUAAAAGAGACCCCUGGCCUAAGGUGUCAGAUAAUGCCAAAGACCUUGUGAAGCGGAUGCUUGAUCCAGAUCCUAAGCGACGGUUGACAGCUCAAGAAGUUCUUGAUCAUCCUUGGCUGCAAAAUGCCAAGAAGGCCCCGAAUGUCCCUCUCGGUGAAACUGUUAAAGCAAGGCUCAAGCAAUUUUCUGUAAUGAACAAGUUCAAGAAGAGAGCUCUAAGAGUUGUGGCUGAACAUUUAUCUGUGGAGGAGGCUGCUGGCAUAAAGGAGAUGUUCCAAAUGAUGGACACAAACAAUCAAGGCCAGAUUACACUCGAGGAAUUGAAAGUCGGUUUGCAAAAGAUUGGUCAGCAGGUCCCAGACCCUGAUCUUCAGAUAUUAAUGGAAGCUGCUGAUGCUGAUGGGAAUGGCGCUCUAGACUAUGGAGAAUUUGUUGCCGUCUCAAUCCACCUAAGAAAGAUGGGCAACGACGAGCACUUGCACAAGGCAUUCUUGUAUUUCGAUCAGAACAAAAGUGGAUUCAUAGAGAUCGAAGAGCUCACGGACUCCUUAGCUGAUGACUUGGGAGAGAACUCUGAGGAGGUCAUCAAUGCCAUUAUCCGCGAUGUAGACACAGACAAGGAUGGACGCAUAAGCUAUGAGGAGUUUGCAGCCAUGAUGAAGGCAGGCACGGAUUGGAGGAAAGCAUCGAGGCAGUAUUCAAGAGAACGGUUCAAUAGCCUCAGCUUGAAGCUGAUGAAGGAAGGAUCUUUGCAAUCAACCAAUGGGGGUAGAUGAAACUGAAAAAAAAAAGGAGAAAAAAAGUGAAGAAAAAUGGGAAAUCCUCCUUUGUUGGGUGUUAUAAAAUUAUUUUUUUAUUCAAGUUCUUCUCAAUGGAGGGAGGGGAAAAUGUCGAUUAUUUUUCUUUUGGGGUGAGGGAGAGAGUGAUUUGGUUUUCUGAAAAAAAACAUAUAUUACUCUUCUUUGGUAUCCCUUCAAUAGAGAAAGAGGUUGCAUGGGAAGGUACACAGCCUUUUCUAAGUGAAAAGUGGAACUUAUUGUUGUAAAUUCUUGUUUGAUUAAUGCCUUCUAUUUUGGGGUGUAA